This is a messenger RNA of Thamnophis sirtalis, 1692 nucleotides long. Lineage: Eukaryota; Metazoa; Chordata; Lepidosauria; Squamata; Natricidae. The record is from RefSeq and is a predicted model, not a curated record.
GUUCCUGUAGUAUAUAUAAAAAAAGGUUCACCAACAUUUUAUAUUUGUGUAUCAUCACUUUCAAUUGUAUGUAAAAAUCAUAAAAUAUCUAUCAAAUGUAUAUAAAUACUCUCUUGUUGAUGUUACACAUAAGUAAAUUGACCCAGACAAUACACUGUUUAUUAAGCAGUCCUUUAUGUUUAAAGAAAAAAUGGACAAAUAACAUUUAUAUUAAAAAAAAUAAGCCAGUUUCUAUUUUUUCCAUCCUUCCCUUUGGCUGUAGGAGGAAUUGAGGCGACGGGCCAGGUGGAAAGAGAGACUGACUCAGAGGCUGCAGCAACCCAAUGAUAGGUGGCAACUUCGCAUGAAGUUCCUCCAGCAGGCACAGAGCUACAUUGGCACGCCGUAUGCCAAGAAAUACCACCAGCCUGGAAGUCCUGAAUACGAAUCUCCCCUUUUCCUGGAUUGUUGUGGGUUCGUCCGGAGAGCAGUACAAGAUUUGGCAGACGAUUUUGGCUUCUACAUGGGCUCAGGCAACCAAGCCUAUCAGUAUGACACCCUUCCUCUGACGCUACCCAGCGAGGACCAUUUGAAGCCGGGCGAUCUUAUCUUCAUCUCGGGAGUUUACUUUGAUCCACAACGUAAGAGGCAACCCCACGACAUUGUCCAUGUGGAAAUCUGGUUGGGGGAAGGAGAACGCAGUCUGGGGGCCAGGAGGAAGCACGGCCGAGCCCAGGUCUUCGAUUCCUACAGGUUCGUCUCCAGCUCUUACGGAGACAUGAAAUAUCACUUCAAGUCCAUCGAGACAUGGCUGCAGGGGGUUUGUGUCAGCCAUUGUCCAGAACACAAAUGGACUUCAGCGAGGGACGAUGUGGAGAAAAAUUCUAUUUUCUACCCGCCGAGCGAGCAAGAUGAACCGGCAGAAGAGGAGGCCAGCCCUUCCCAAAGCCGGCCUCCCUCGCGACCCGCAGAGGCAGGAACGCUGGUCAGGAUGGCAUCCGUCACCAGAUCUCUCAGCACCUGCGGACCAAGCGGUAGCGAGCAGGUGGGGGCCCAGGAUCUUCAGGUGUGCUCCAGGUUGGGCUCGGAGCUCCCUAAGAUAACCUUGGGGGCAAAGGAUGGAGGUGUAGAAUCUGGCCAAAGUCGGGAGGAAGCCCCGAGCACCAACGAAGCAGGCGGUGAGGCUGUGGCAGGAGGAGAGCAGGCCCAGAGAGAAGGGGGCGAGGCAGACCGCGUGAAGACUCUCCCAGAAGAUCAAGGCCGGGACGCUCCAGACUCAAUCAGCGACUUGGCCCAGACUUCCGGUUGCAAGGUAAAGUCCAGCGGGGUCUUAAUGGGCCACGUCGGAAAGUGGAAAAAGGAUCCGAAGUCCACAACUCAAGGCGUUCUGUGCCCUGAUGGAUCUCCACCACUAGCCUCAGGUGAAUCAGACAGCCUUCCUCCCAGUUAGGAGAAGACGUGGCUUGGCUUGUGGGGUCUCCUGCCCACGGAAUCCCAGAUAUCCUCUGAGAAAUAGACACGUGUUCCCUUCCCUCCAAGUUGUUGCUUUCUCAUUUCCCACAAUGCCCUAGAGUAAUCCAAUGUGUGACAUUCUGAGAAAAUUAAGAGGGGGAAGCUUCUAAGGAAGGAAGCCUCAAUGAAGACAGUGUUGUGUCCCCCCCCUCCAGAGGCCAGAGUCGGACAGUGAAGAGGUUGGGGAGGAGCAUGGGCCAG